Molecule: messenger RNA, 1795 nt
Organism: Trichoderma atroviride IMI 206040
Lineage: Eukaryota; Fungi; Ascomycota; Sordariomycetes; Hypocreales; Hypocreaceae
Source: RefSeq, a predicted model, not a curated record
CCUCCCCGUCCGGAAUGCCUGCUCCAAAGCCACUGUAACGCUCCUUUUCCUUUGCUCAAUCAAAUCGAAUCGAUGAGAGCACUGCCUGGCUUUCUGCCAACCUUUGUUUGCCGUCGCCUGUCUCAGCUAUCACUUAUCACAAAAAAUCACAAGCCCCGGAUUCCCACCAUCUGCCGGAUCUAAAGAAGCGCACUAGAGAAAACGAGCCUGCAGCUUCACAUCGAUCGCCACCAACACCUCAAGGACUUUUUUUUUUCUUUUUCUUGUUGGCUCUUGUCCAUUGGCAUCGUUGGGCUUUACUGCCUCUUUUUAUUUUUAUCCUUCUUUUCGAGCUUGGCGGUUGACGAUCUGUGCGCCUGCAUUGUCACUCUCUGAAUAGCCAAUCGGUUACCCGCUUGGCGCAACCCUCUGUAUUUCAGGCCUCGCUCUCAUACCACCGGAAUUCUUCCAAACAACAGUCUUUUCUUCCUCCGACUCCCCCUCUUGGGCCAGCAACGCUCAUUUCUGGUCAACAAUGCCUCGACUCGUUGCAAUUGCGCUGGGAGCGCUCACCUUCAUCGCCACGACGGCCACGCUGUGCACUCAGAUUGCCAUCAGUGUAAGCGUUCCUCAGUCGUCACCGGGCAGAAUAACAUCAAGUGUCGCUGCGGCCUUUGAAGCCGCAAUUCUGGCCCUUCUAGCAUGGCUUGUUGCGACUGAUAUUCUGCCUGCAUUGCCGGGGCGAUCCAAACCGCUACGAAACAUGCUCUAUGGCCUCAAGAUCUCGGCUUGUGUCAUUGCGACUGUGACCUCAAUCGUCGCUCUGGUAUACUUGGCCCAGGUCGAUGGAGCAGACAACCAACACCUCCUUGUCGGAUCCUCCAUCACAUUCGCACUGGCAAUUGCUUUUCAAAUCGUAUAUACUAUUCAUCAGUUCUUUUCCAACUCGGACGGCAGCAAAGACGUGGAGAAUGGCCGAUCGCGCAAGGUUAACCUCAAGACCAUCAGAUACAGCCAGACAAUGCCCAUUACAGAGGAGACGAAUCACACUGCACAGCUGGAGUCUCAGGGUAAUCGAAGCCGCUCCAACUCGGCCGACUGCAAGUCAAUGGCUGAGACUGUCGCAUCGUCCGUGACUUAUGUGUCCCACUCGAUUCGCUCCGUUUCGAGCAAAUCCAAGAUGCGCUCCUCAAAGGAGGGGAGCCGCUCCAUGUCGAUGGACUCGACUGCCAACCGAAGCACCAUGGGCGACGACGCUUUUGAUUCCUGGGAUACAUCAACAGUAGACGUACACAACCGAGAGGCCGUCAUGGAAAUUUCAACACCCACGCAAAGCAAGCCCCGCGGACUGGAAACCAUUCCUGCCAGCCCCGUGGCUAGCCGGAGUCCAUCGCCGCAGUCCUUUGUCGAACUUGAGCCGCCCCGUAUUCAAACCCGUCGCCGAAGCCGAAGCUACAGCCCCGUCUCUAUCAGACGGGAGCUUCGUGAUCUGCCGGGCGCAAACAGCAGCGAGGCCCAUAUCCAUCCUCUCUUCCGAUCUGACUCACCCGACCCGCAUCCUUUUGCGACGCCUGGCACCAUCGUCAUGGCAGCGCCAGAUGCGGGACGAGUCCUUUCCCGCCAGUCAAGCAACAUAUCCCUCAACCGCCUCCGAAGUGACAGCCUGCCGAUUGCGCCUCCAAACCUGAACAGGGACGACGGCUUUGAUUCCAGGUCAUUGAGGACGUACGGAUCUGAGCUGGAUCUCAGCAAACAUGCCCACGGUGACAUGGACAUGGUACCUCCUGCGCCUGAAUGGCUGCGCAGGGAAAUAUGA